AUCAGCAAGUACUUAUCGAUAAAGAGCUGCCCCUGCCUGCCUGCCUGGAGCCCUGUAGUUCUGACUGCUGUAACGCAGCACGCUAUGAUGCACUCAAUCACACUGCACUUACUCACCGGUGUACCUCCCCUCCGUCGUCCGGAGCUUUGUUUUGUUAUAAGACUGGCGAGACACUCACCCUUUCCAUUUCCAUUUCUGCAAGUUUCCAGGUUCUUAGUUGUUGAUCACCCCUUUCAGAUUCUACCAUGUCGCUCAGAGAAAGGCCAGGCUCGUCCUCCAACCAGGACAGGAGGGAACCCAGAUACCAUGUUUAUGUCCGUCUUCCCUUCAAUCGGGGCGACUUCGUUGAUCCUCCACCGGUGAGCUGGGACGACAGGAAAUCAGAAGCGCUAUGGACCAUUAUCUCAGGGGUAUCGCAGACAGAGAUUGACUGUAAGUCUAUAUCGUCCAACCAUGCAGGUCUCAUGCUAAUGACUCUGAUGUGUAGGGCACGAGCUGUGAGUCUUCCUCGUCACUGGCGGUCCGCUUCUGCCUUUAGUAUUGACACUGUGCGUUGCUAUAGGGCAGUCCAGUUCGAUGUCACAGUCGAGUUCCUCCUCCAGAUGGUAUCCUAUCUGACCGAGCGGCACACUGCCCAGCUGCGGGCGCAGAUGAGGAAAGCCGCCGCGACCGGUCGCGGUUCCGCCGCUCCGUCACCGAUUCCCGGCGGCGAGCCAGUUGGAUAUGCCGAAGGCAUGAGACGAGCAGGUUCUAUCGGCGGCCGUACUUCAGCUCUCUCCAUGCGCAAGGAGGCUCUCGCCCCUAAAGACGAUGUCAACACUCCUGGGACACCCACCGCUAAGACGUCCUCUAACCCUCUACGACCCGCCAUCUCGCGCAACUCUUCCCAGACCACCUUGGUACCGGGGCAGAACCCGAGCCUCGCUGCCCCCACGACGACAAGUAACAAGAUAGCUAGCAGGUUAAGUGAUCCGCAGCGCCGGAGACUAUCACUACUAUCCAUCAACACCAAAGAUGUCCACUCUGGUGAUGCCACCCACGAACCAGAAGAUAACCGAUCUUACCGGCCCCCAGAAUCGCCAUCGCCAGUCGCCUCCACGUCACCAUCUUCCUCCUCUGACUCAGACUAUGCCGAGCAAAUGCAAAGUCGCUACAUUCGCCGUCCUCCACGGUUCCAGUCGGCGGCCCAAGACAAAGCUUCCGACGAGGACGACGACGACGAACUCGCUUUUCUCCCUCCUACUAGGACCAGACAACAUCAACACCAACAACAGCAGCAGCAACAGCAACAGCACCAACCUUCAAAAUUCCAACAACGUCACAACAACAACAACAACAACAACAACAACAACAACAACAACGACAACAACCCAACCGGCUCCACCUCCACCUCAGACGGCAGCGGUGCUCUAGAUCUUCACGCAACCGUAACCAAACUCCCCCUAAACUACCGCGACCAUCGUCCAGCAACGCCUCGGAACAGGAUAGGCUCCGGUUCUGCUGGAUCCCAAAAUCAGCAGCAACAACUUGUUAGCCACGGCCACAGUCUAAGCAGCACCAAAAACAAUCAUCCCCAACUAUCCACCAUCCAAUCGCAAACGUCCGACUCAUCUACCAGCUCGGCGGCCAUCAUUCCCAAUCCCAAUCCCCGUCGUCACCGACUUGCCAGCGGUGGUGAACUGCGUGUAGGUGGAACUGGAACUGGAACUGGAACUGGACCAGGAACAGGAACAAGAAUGCCCCCUCCCGGGCCUCUGUCGCCGAGGCGGAUGGAUAUGUUGUCGAGAGAAGGAAGCGAAGGGGCGCCGAGUAUGGGGAGUAGUUUUAGUGAUCUUGAUGAUGCCUCGGUAACCCAAUCAGCACUCGAAGAAGCUCUGGCUAGUAGGAUGCAGGAUGGCACGAUUGGUAGUCGGAUGAGCAUGAUCGGUCACACCAUCAGGAGCAAAUACUUGCCUAGCAAGGGGAAUCGGCCUUAGAUGGUGGAUGGAGACCGAACGGCGAGGAGACAGUCUUUCAUUAGGUGUUUGGGAACCCACGAAUAACUCUUCAUUUAUGGGGAUGUACUUACUGUAAUAGGAGGAGAGGAAAUACGGUAGAGUGGGAAAGCGGGUUGCUUUUAUGCUCUAUCUUGUCAUAAACGGAGGGAGUUUCUCGGUACAGGAGCUGGGACAGGUUUUGUUUGUUAGUGAUGAGUCAAGCACGGGGUUUCGGGAUAUGUAGGUAUUAAUAGUACUAAUGACAGCUAAAUACGAAUCUAGCAUAUGACAUU
Neurospora tetraspora is the source of this 2269-nucleotide messenger RNA. RefSeq lists its product as uncharacterized. Gene Ontology annotation, cellular component: phagophore assembly site. The coding region runs from base 246 to 1976 and encodes 576 amino acids. NCBI's taxonomy places the organism in Eukaryota, Fungi, Ascomycota, Sordariomycetes, Sordariales, Sordariaceae. The transcript has 3 exons. Gene Ontology annotation, biological process: autophagosome assembly. The record is from RefSeq and is a predicted model, not a curated record.